AUGAAAAGUCUCUUGUUAUGUCUCUUCCAGGGUAGAUUCCGGCCGAAAUCCUGCGUCAAAUAUGGGCAAGGUGUCUACAAAGAUGGAGUUUAUAAGAUUUAUGACAACGGCGGAAACAGUUUUCCAGCCUACUGUGAUCUGAGAUCUGAGCCCGGUAUUGCAUGGACACUAAUCAUGUCGUGGAGUAGAGAGAAUCGUUUUAUUUCUGCUUUUCACAACACUCCACUUCAGUUCAAUGCGGCAGAAAACGAGAACUCCCCGAACUGGGAUCGUUAUCGCCUAAGUCUGGAGCGAAUGAGAUCACUGCAGGUCCACUCCACCCACUGGCGAGCAACAUGCAGCUAUCCGACUUACGGUAUCGAUUUUACAGACUACCUCCGUGGUAACUUCAAAGACUUCAACAUCGUCGAUUUCCUUGGUCAUGGCAAGUGUAAGAGGGUAGAAUAUGUGGAUAUCCGAGGGCACAAUGGCACGAACCUUACAGUGCCGUUUUGGCAGGCAAAGAAUGUUUUCAUGUUGGGUACUGACAGCUCUUCCGGUUUGUGCGAGUUCAACCCAACUGUUGGAGCGGUAUCAAGUGAAGACAACUUUGGCUUUUAUGGUGCAUUUAAUCCCAAGUUCCGCUGCACCCAGGCAGACAACUCUACUACUCAGUGGUGGUUUGGAGCUCAGCUUUUGAAAUAGUCACAAAAAGAGGAAUUAAUAAUAAUAAUCAUGAUGAUAAUGACAGUGAUGAUGAUGAUGAUGAUGAUGAUGAUGAUAAUAAUAAUAAUAAUAAUAACAUAUUUAACCAGGGUAAACCCGUCAGCCGAAGCUGUUAUAAAUACCGUAAAAUUCCAGAAAAUAAUCCCCUCCAUGUAUAAGCCCCUCCAAAUAUAAGCCCCCCAAACGGGUAACACAAAAAACCCUCCGUUAAGGUGACUCGACCCAGUUUUUUUGGGGGGGUACCAUCCUACUUUAAAGCUGUCUGGUAUCCCCACCUUUACUUUUAUCGUAAGUCUAACACAUAGAAUGGAUAACAUAUAGAUCAAUCUACAAUACAACAUAAAAUUUUUGGCGAUCGGAGUAAAUGUCACGUGGUUAUAAUGCCACGCCCCUUUCAGGUCUGAGUCGAAAAUUAGCUGUUGCCGGCAUUUUUUUGUGAAAAUCUCUCGGCUACACAUAGUGCGCAUUAGUGCCUUGCGCUGAACAGAGUUUCACCAAAAUUGCAAAGACUCAAUUCGAGAAAUUCAGCGGUUUCCAAAUUUAGGUCAUAAUUUAUGCGAAAAUGAUAAGCAAACUUUACACGGAUUAUAUCUAAUAAACCAAGAGAUUCAUCUCUUUAUUUUGGGCAUCGUUAUAACAGAUGGGUCCUUGCAAGUCAGCAAAACGUUUUCGCUAUUUAUUGACGUUUGUCAGCGUUUAAGAGUUCUUCUCACCAAAAAAGCAUUUUCUUAAAAAUGCGUAGUUUUUUUUCCUUCAAAAUUUUUCAGGGCCACAAUUGAUUAACUAACUACCCGGACUCUGAAUUUCAUGGUCAUUGAAAAACUGUGACAUUAUCUUCUAUAAGCUCAAACUUGAGUAAACAUUGAAGAUUUUUAGCGUUUUGGCUGAGUUUGUGCUUUGGGAGUUGUCUAUUGUUUCUAGUCUGUCAUUAUACACCAUUCUUGUUCAGCACGCGUGCAAUGACCACGCUUGGCUGACUUCCGAAUGCUCACCGAGAUAUUCCCGUCACGAGUUGAUUUAAUUAUUGGCUUGCAUUAAACCUAUUAAGCCUAUGAAAAAAUGAUAUUUUUGUAAUAGUAAGUAGACUUAGUGUGUAGCACUUCUUGUUUUUUUUGCAAAGACACAAGAAGCACGAGAAUUGAUUAAAAAUUGUUAGUUAAACCUCUAUGUAUCACGCGAUGGCCUGUCUCACUGUACCAAAAUUAUAAUAUCUCGGGUCGAGUCACCUUAAAUCGCCCCUCCAAUUAUAACCCCUCACCCAAGUCAUUCUAGUCACCUAAGUCACCUUAGUCACCCUAGUCACCCUUGUCAUCCUGGUCAUCCUAGUCACCCUUGUCAUCCUAGUCACCCAAGUCACCCUAGUCAUCCUAGUCAUCCUAGUCACCCAAGUCAUCCUAGUCACCCUAAUCACCCAAGUCAACCUAGUCAUCCUUGUCAGCCUGUCACUCUGUCAACCUGGUCACCCAAGUCACCCUAGUCAUCCUCGUCAUCCUAGUCACCCACCCUAGUCACCCUAGUCACCCUUGUCACCCUUGUGACCCUAGUCGUCCAAGUCACCCUAGUCACUCUAAUCACCCUAGUCACGCUAAUCACCCUAGUCACCCUUGUCACCUUAGUCGUCCAAGUCACCCUAAUCACCCUAGUCGCCCUGGGUAUACAGUCAAACCCCGCCCACAACGGUCAAGGAAAUUUAUGUGACAGUUGCAAUUGUGAUUAACCGGCGAAGUUUCGGGUAGUAUGAUUCUGGGCAGUUACUAUAUUUAUGAUAAGAGGAUUGUGUUGUGAAAAAGAUGGUUUGAUAGAACUUUUGUACCCAGUUAACCCGCGACUAAGAACCUGGCCCCGGUUGUUCAAACGUUGGAUAGCGCUGUCCACCUGAUUAAUCACUUUCCAGCGGAUAAGUAUUCGGGAAAUUAACCGCACUAUCCACUGGAUAGAGGUUUAUCUGGUGGAUAGCGCUAUCCAGCCUUUGAACAACCGAGGCCUGGUUUUUAAGAACCUGUCAGGCUAAAAUGUGCCAGUAGGCUCCCUCUAUAAAAAAAACCUGUUUAGUCUAAAAUUUGAAGCAGAUUCUUAUUUGCAAAAGUUUAUAUAUAUAUGUAUAUAUAAAAAAUUAUGUACACUAGGGUAAAUGAGAUAAGUCAACAUUCAGGAUCCUCUUUGGAGACGUAGGUGCCUAAUUAUAACUCCAUUUGCAAGUAUUGUGAUGGUAUACAGGUUUUACCUAAGGAAUGAGCUGAAUGCCACUAAAUACUCUUAGCUACAAUGUAUUUUUUCUUCAGAAAAUAAGAACCUAUUUAAGAACCGAAGUAGUCUAAAUUGCCCUAAUUACCAUAUGCAUACCAAAAUGCAUAUAAUUUGUGUCUUCCUCUCCGAUAUUGCUUAGCUGGCGGAUGCGAAUAUGAAAAUAACAAAUAUCUUAACCGAAAACGUACGUUUUAAAAGAAUGUAGACGUAUCCAUGACCUUUCUUAAUAAUCUUCGAUCUACGGGAUUGAAAAGAUUCCUCUACAUAUAGUGAGGGUAAGUCGAGGGAUAGCUUCUGUCUGGAAGCUGACUUAUCAAGCGCAGGUAAAGAUAGGAAACAUAUCCGUUAUAAACAGUCAGUUAUUCGAAUGCAAGAGAACAUAACGCUGUCUUUCACGCUGUGUGAUCGAAUAUAUUCCCAAGCAGGUGGACCGUAAUAGGUUUAUAUUUGCUCUUUAAACAAAUACCUAAGCCGUUAAUUAAUUAUUCCGUGCAUGCAAAUAUAUACGGUUAAGUUAUGAGUGCUAAUCUCACCUCUCGGCUGAGAAAUGCUGGAAAACACCCGCCCGGCCCGGAUUUCUUGUAUAAAUAGCUCAAAAAAAAAUGUAUUCGCUUCUUAAUAAGACACGACUUAGCUAAAUAAAAAGAUGAAGCUUAAUUCGUAUAAGUGGUACAGACAAGCCUUGUAUAAGACAGGUGUUAUUUUUGUUCGAAAAAACGGCCCUAUUGUCUCAUAAACUCAUUUGUUCUUUACUCUCUGCGUUAUCGAUUUUCCCCCUAAAAGGGCGUUUAAUAGUUUUCAGUUCUGGGCCUUGGAAAGGGCGUCAAUUUUCACUUUUAAUUUAAGUUUAGGUCGAAGAUAAAGACGCUUACCGUAAAUCCUCUAUUAAGCCCCGGAGGGCUUAUUUAAUUUAGAAAAGGCGAUAGUAUCAGUUCUCCAUAAAGAGCUAGAAUACACAGCGGAAACUCUCAAGUACAAGAAGGUAGGAGGUCAUGUAGCCGAGGAUCAGAAUCAAAUCGGAAUUUCCAGUUGGUAAAUAAACCAUCCCGGAUCAGUCCACUCGACGUCUUACAGUCAUGAUUGAUUAAUACAGUCUAUCAAUUAUUAGUGAAGAAUAAUAAGGGGGAGGAGAGGGGGGCUUACUAACUUUCUUCUCCUGAAAAGAAGUGGGGGCUAUUUGAGAGGGGGGACUUAAUAGAGGAUUUAAGUUAUCUUAAAUUGGCUCGAGUACCGUCUUCUCCUGGCAGGUAUCGGCCUUAAAAAGUAUGUCUGAAGAUAUUUCAGUUAGAAAAAUAUAGCUGGUCCAGCAUUGCUUCCAGCUUUUCGAGACCGCGCUGACGUUAACGUGUCUUGGAUACGCACAAAUGGUUUAUUAGUUCAGUUAACUGAACAACAACAUUAACUUUAUUAUAUUGAACAGAUGUUAUAUAAUUACAGCAAUAUAGGGACUAGGAAACCCUUACGAGCUUUGAAAGGUUUCCCUAUCAUUUAGUUUUUUCUUGUCAGGUCUGGACGCCAUUUGCAUCGUAUUCUAACUAUGAAUCUAACUAUAAAUUAAUUUCAAUUUAACUUGCACGCCACUAAGCAUUCUCUAAACGCUGUUGUGACAAAUAUACAUUUCAAACACAAAAUGGCUCAUCAAUAAUUUUUUCUAGCAAAUGAUGUUUAUUGAGCUCCCAUUGGCUAGAUUUGAUGAGAAAUAUUGACCAAUCCUCCAACGGGUGGCUAUUUAAGUACAGCUGCCGCGCGCUUCAUCGGACAAAGUAUCCUGAAAUUCAUUUUUGUGGGCUUGAAAUUAGUUCCAUCAGCACUGAAAUGUUUCCGGCUCCAUCCAGUUACUGGUUCUUUUCCUUCGUGUUAUCUUCAUUGCUAGCUGUAGGGGCCUACGCCCAAGGUUAGUUUAUUCGGUUUUUAGGCGGUUAACAAGUUUGCUUGUAAAUGUUUUGACCAAGUUCUCACGCCAUGUUCCGAACAUGUCAAUUUCACUGUUUCUUUUUUUUCUUAGAACUGAGAAAAAAAAAUCAACUAAGUUGAAAGAUUUCACGAUCGCUGCCUUAAGCGGCCAUUUAUUUCAGAAACUCUGAAACCACAGGUCAGCAAUAUGGUGAGAACCGCCCAACAAAAAAGCAAAACCAGUGCAAGUUUUACAAUGCAGUCUACAAAUCGAGAACAAUGAAAUUUUAGCAAAAGUUCAAAAAGGUCUGAGUUUGCUCUCGGGGUUGUUUUGUACGUGGUCGUUUAACGAAAGAACGAAGAACUCAACUUUUUCUCGUGGGAAUCCUAGAGGAGAAGAGCCUGUGAACGGGAAACAAAUUUCUUUUCGUUAAAUUCAUACUACGAAAUCUUAAAGAUCCUUAAAGCCGAUUCACCGAGACUUAGAAGCAGCUUAUGAGGACUGAAUGUUGACAAGCAAAAUCGUUUCAGGCAAUGUGCAAUUAUCGAAAAUGUACGAGAAGAACGGGAAAACUCGUGGGUACUGGCCAAAACGGGUAAAUACUUAUGUGCCGCUGGCUAGGGUAUGAUUUUUUGAAAAGUUCUUGAGUCUUUUAAAAACGGGGUAGACAAUUUCACUAUUCAUUUAGCGGCUUGAACAGGUGUGCCUUUUUGGGUCGGAAGCCUCUAAAAAAGUGUAAACGCUGGCGAUAGGCGGUCUACCAUUGUAUUAACGCCUACAACCUUUUUCCAAAAAUUCUAAUUCCAUGACGGUUUGAAAAAUCACCAAAUCUCGUAUGCAAAACGAGAUGAAGCAGAGUCAUGAAAAAAGGUCUCUUGUGUUAAGCAAUGAAAAGUUUUUGUUUAAAACAGGGUCAGGGUUUGAAGGCCUCGGCUGCCCCCCCCCCCUCGGGGAUCAGGUCUAGAAGGGUUUUGAAAAUAUGCUGGUCCUUACAGAUCUAGAUGCUACAUAUCACCCAGGUAUUCGUGAAGAUGUUUUUGUAAAAGAAAAGUACCACUUUUUAAACGUAUCUGGAAUUGGGACGUUUACAGUCUACGACACCUUUGACUGCACCUUUGAAUGUCUCAGCAAUCCUUCAUGUUUGUCUCUGAACCUGGCCGCCUCCAAAGGAGCGGAUGGAAAAUUGUGGUGCGAAUUGUUGACUUCGAGUAAAUACAUCAACCCAGACGAGUACCAAGAAAACAAGACUUCACAUCACUUUUUCUUGAAGGUGGGUUUAACUUAAACAUGGUAAGCAUUUAGGUAGGUAGGUAGGUAGGUAGGUAGGCAGGUAGGUAGUUAGGUAAGCAGGGUGGGUGGGUGGGUAAGUGGGUAGGUAGGUGGGUGGGUGGGUGGGUGGGUAGGUAGGUGGGUGGGUGGGUGGGUGGGUGGGUAAGGUGGGUAAGGUGGGUGGGUGGGUGGGUGGGUGGGUGGGUAAGGGGUGGGUGGGUGGGUGGGUAAGUGGGUAGGUGGGUGGGUAGGUGGGUGGGUGGGUGGGUAGGUAGGUAAGGUAGGUAAGUAGCCAAGGUAAGUAGCCUUGGUAUGUAGUAGGUAGAUAAUGGACACGCUGGCCAUAACAACACGAGGUUGGUUUCCAUAAGAGCUGUUGUUGUUAAAUUAAGACUAAUUUUUCUAAGACUAAAAUUUUAGAUAGGUAGGUAAGUAGCCAAGGUAAGUAGGUAGAUAAUAAACACGCUAGCCCCAACAACACGAGGCUGGUUUCCAUAAGAGCUGUUUAAUGAAGACUAAAUAAUCCUACGACUAAUUACUAAACUAAGACAAUAAUAACUAACUAGAAUAAGACUUCGGACAUUAAUUCUUCCACUGAACAAAGGAGUUCCGAGGACCAGAGGCGUUUUGGUCAUUAAAUAUACUGAAUUGUCACGGAGCCGUCUUGCAUGAAGUGUGCAUGUAUCCAUAGUGAAAGUCAGAGAGUUCAGAUAACACAAGCGAAUAUCGUAACUGGCACCUGUAAAACCUCAAACAUCACUAGAUGGAAUUCUUUUCAGUUUAUUUUUCAACAAUUUGCCGCAGUGGUCCUACAGAGCGUAACAAAAGUUGGGCUGUACUAUACUCUUAUAGAUUGUUUUGCAGCUCUAGUUUCAUUAAUAAUCCUGAAGUUUCAACAUAAAACACUUCAACGGAUUAUGAAUCUGAAUUUUAAAAGAAAAAUGCAAGCCUCGUUUUGUUUGCGAUUUUAUGAGGGCAGGUGGGGAUGGACAUGUCUACCGGAAGAUUGUAAUCAUGCAAAUUCUGGCUAAGAGCUAUGAAAUACUAAACAGCUUGUUUUGUUUCUUUUGAACACAUUAUAGUGACAGAUGGAUAAACUCAAGUCUAGUUUUUUUCAUCUUGUGGGUAAUGGCUUAUUUUUUCCUUAGUCAGCAAACGACUGAGGAGAUUCUCAGAAAAGCCAACAUAGAUUUCAUCCCUGCCAUCUGUGAAUUUAAGAGAUAAGCAUAGUCUCGCCUUGCCCGCGAUAAUACGGAGAGCAGCUGAAUCCCAGGAAAACAUAAAUUACAGACAUUUGGCUGAAAUAAACUCCCGCUAAUACGGACUCUCGCUAAUGAGGGCACUAACACGAGGUCCCUACUGUUUCCGCUAUAACGAGAGUUGACUGUAUUAGGUAAGGAAAUGGACAGCUGAAUGGGGAACUGAUCAAGUUGCCUCUAAUAGAAUUGGUGAAAAAAGAUGCAAAGUCUCUUGUUAUGUCUCUUCCAGGGUAGAUUCCGGCCGAAAUCCUGCGUCGAAUAUGGGCAAGGUGUCUACAAAGAUGGAGUCUAUAAGAUUUAUGACAACGGCGGAAACAGUUUUCCAGCCUACUGUGAUCUGAGAUCUGAGCCCGGUAUUACAUGGACACUAAUCAUGUCGUGGAGUAGAGAGAAUCGUUUUAUUUCUGCUUUUCACAACACUCCACUUCAGUUCAAUGCGGCAGAAAACGACAACUCCCCGAACUGGGAUCGUUAUCGUCUGGAGCGAAUGAGAUCACUGCAGGUCCACUCCACCCACUGGCGAGCAACAUGCAGCUAUCCGACUUACGGUAUCGAUUUUACAGACUACCUCCGUGGAAACUUCAAAGACUUCAACAUCGUCGAUUUCCUUGGUGGUGGCGAGUGUAAGAGGGUAGAAUAUGUGGAUAUCCGAGGGCACAAUGGCACGAACCUUACAGUGCCGUUUUGGCAGGCAAAGAAUGUUUUCAUGUUGCAUACUGACAGCUACUCCGGUUUGUGCGAGUUAAAUGCAACUGUUGGAGCAGUAUUCAGUGAGGACAACUUUGGCGUACAUGGUAACAUUAAUCCCAAGUUCCGUUGCACACAGGCAGACAACUCUACUACUCAGUGGUGGUUUGGAGCUCAUCUUAAAAAGUAG
Molecule: messenger RNA, 8251 nt
Organism: Porites lobata
Lineage: Eukaryota; Metazoa; Cnidaria; Anthozoa; Scleractinia; Poritidae
Source: the annotation of a GenBank genome assembly